AUGUCAUCGGCUUCAACUGCCGCUUCACAUGCUAAAUAUGGAUUAUCCUCAUCUAUGAGUGGUCUACCAAAUGUUGGAGUACCAAGUAUGAAAAUAUCUGGAUUGACAACAUUGAAUGCAGUUGACGUUAUUUGUCACAAAUUAUCAAAGAGUCCAAGUCAAGAGUCUUUAAGGUCUGUAAAGACUAGAACAAGCAAUUCUUCAUCACUAGAUUCUAGUGGUAAGAUUUGCAUGCCAAAUCCAAACGUGCCUGUACCAAUUAUCAAUACAGACAAUUCCUGCUCGUCAGGUGUGGCGAGCAGUGGAAGUAGUUCAUCAGGAAUUGUCGAAGGUAAGCGUGGUUACAGACCAGAAGAUGCUCUUUUAAGUUUCAAAGAUAGAAUAUCACCAUAUGAAACAACAGAAAUAUUCAACUAUAAUCGUAUUUAUUAUGUUGGAUCUCAAGCUAAAAAACGGGGUGGAUAUACUUCUAGCGUCACUAAUAAUUAUGGAUUUGAUGAUGAAAAUGGAGGUUAUCACCUUGUUCCUCAUGAUCACGUCGCCUAUCGUUAUGAAAUACUUAAAGUUAUUGGUAAGGGAAGUUUUGGACAAGUUGUUAAAGCAUUUGAUCAUAAAUAUUCACAAUAUGUUGCAUUAAAAAUUGUUAGAAAUGAAAGAAGGUUUCAUAAACAAGCCGAUGAAGAAAUAAGAAUUCUUGAAUUUCUUCGUGAUAGAGAUGCUGAUCAUUCAAAUAAUAUUAUUCAUAUGUUGGAUAAUUUUACAUUUCGUAAUCAUCGUUGUAUAACAUUUGAAUUGUUAUACGUUAACUUAUAUGAAUUAAUUAAACAAAAUAAAUUUCAAGGUUUUAGUGUAUCACUUGUAAGGAAAUUCGCAAUCUCAAUUCUUCAAUGCUUAAAAUUAUUAUCAAAACAUGGUCUUAUACAUUGUGAUUUAAAACCUGAAAAUAUAAUGUUAAAAGCUGCUAAACGUUCAGGAAUUAAAGUAAUUGAUUUUGGAUCAUCAUGCUUUGAUAAUCAAAGGGUAUAUACAUACAUUCAAUCACGUUUUUAUCGUGCUCCAGAAGUUAUAUUAGGUACAAAAUAUGGUAAACCAAUUGACAUGUGGAGUUUUGGUUGUAUAUUAGCUGAAUUAUUUACUGGUCAUCCAUUAUUACCAGGAGAAGAUGAAGCUGAUCAAAUUGCUUUAACAAUUGAAUUAUUAGGUAUGCCACCACCAAAUUUACUUGAAGGAGCUAAAAGAACUAAAAAUUUUAUAAAUUCAAAAGGAUUUCCACGAUAUUGUCGAUUAGUUCAAUCACCAACAGGAACAAUAUCAGUAAGACCAGGAGUAUCAAAACGUGGUAAAGCAAGAGGUAUUCCAGGUUCAAAAGGAUUAGCUAAUGCUAUUAGAGAUCCAUCAGAUACAUUAUUUGUUGAUUUUCUAGCAAGAUGCUUAGAAUGGGAUCCUAAUUUAAGAAUUACACCAGAACAAUGUUUAAAACAUCCAUUUAUAACACGAAAAAUUCCAAUGGAAACAAAAGAAUAUUAA
Messenger RNA from Strongyloides ratti, 1527 nucleotides. Its product is annotated as Protein kinase domain and Serine/threonine-/dual specificity protein kinase, catalytic domain and Protein kinase-like domain-containing protein. Gene Ontology annotation, molecular function: ATP binding; protein serine/threonine kinase activity; protein serine/threonine/tyrosine kinase activity. Gene Ontology annotation, biological process: peptidyl-threonine phosphorylation; peptidyl-serine phosphorylation. Lineage: Eukaryota; Metazoa; Nematoda; Chromadorea; Rhabditida; Strongyloididae. The transcript has 2 exons. Gene Ontology annotation, cellular component: nucleus. The record is from RefSeq and is a predicted model, not a curated record. The coding region runs from base 1 to 1527 and encodes 508 amino acids.